UAUAUAUUAUGGUGGAGCAGAAGUGAAAAAAUAUAAAGGAAUUAAAUAAUUAUUUCAAGAGAAAAGGAAAAUUAUACGUAAACAUUAUAGAUAAAACUGCAAAUUUAAAACAAUGUCCAACAAUCCUCAGUGGAAAACGUUCCAGCCGCCAAUCAUGAACUCUGACCCGGCAAUACUUGACUACAAGUCUAUGGCUCUACCGAGUCCCAAAGUUAUAUCAGGAUCUCAGCAACAAACAAGCAACAAUUAUAGAAAUGGUACUAACUAUAGCGGUGAUAAUUAUAUGGGUUCUCCUCCUGGAUGUGGUAAAAAUGCUACCACUACCGCUACUACUACUACUACUACCACUUACGGAGCCACAAGAUUUUCUUUUGGGUCAUUAACUAAUAUGGAAGGAAAUGUAGGUUAUGCCGGUGAACCUGCUACCAAUAAUACCGCAUACCAAGAUCAAUCUGCAAAUCAGGGAACCCGUGAAACUGGUAUUAUAGAAAAAUUAUUACACUCGUAUGGAUUUAUACAAUGUUGCGAAAGACAGGCAAGAUUAUUCUUUCAUUUUAGCCAGUUUAGUGGAAAUAUAGAACAUUUAAAAAUUGGGGAUCCAGUAGAAUUUGAGAUGACUUAUGAUCGAAGAACAGGAAAACCUAUUGCUAGUACUGUCAGUAAAAUUGCUCCCGAAGUGGUGUUGAGUGAAGAACGAGUAACUGGUAAUGUGACAACAGAAUUACAAGCCAGUGGUGAUUCACAAGGUCGAAUUAGUUAUGAAAAUCGAGGGGAGUGUUUCUUUUUGCCGUAUACCAAAGAUGAUGUAGAAGGGAACGUCAUUUUGCGUGCUGGUGAUAAAGUGUCAUUUCAAAUUGCUACUAAUCAACGAGGAAAUUUGAGUGCGUGCCAUGUACGAUUGGAAAAUCCAGCACAUCCAGUACGUUAUCGUGGUGUAGUUUGUACAAUGAAAGAAAAUUUUGGCUUUAUUGAACGUGCUGAUGUAGUUAAGGAGAUAUUCUUUCACUUUAGUGAAGCAAAAUCCAUGAAAGAAGAACUCAAAUUAGGAGAUGAUGUUGAAUUUAUAAUACAAACGCGAAAUGGCAAAGAAGUGGCAUGUAAUAUUACUAAAUUACCACCAGGUUCUAUUAUAUUUGAAGAAGUUAGUAAUGAAGUGAUAAAAGGACAGGUAUUAAAACCAUUGGAAAGAGGUAAUGCAGCACGUCAUCACAAUGAUCCAUUACCAGGACGAAUUCGAUAUAGAGAUUCGGAUCAUUGUGAAGUAGAAGUUCCAUUUGGUGAUAAAGAUCAAAAAGGAGAUUUCACGCUUAGGCAUGGAGAUUGGGUCCAGUUUCGUAUUGCCACAGAUACUAGAGAUCAAUUGAAAAGAGCUACAGAAAUAUCCCUUUUACCAGAAUCAUUUACUGUAUCUGGUGAAAGACGAGAACAAGGUACUAUUUCAGCUCUUAAAGAUGGAUUCGGCUUUAUACGUUGCGUAGACAGAGACAGUAGACUCUUUUUUCAUUUCAAUGAAGUUCUUGAUGUUGAUAGAGAAAUUACUGUAGGCGAUGAAGUUGAGUUCACUAUUGUACAAGUUCCUACAUUUUCUUUCGAGGAUCCUUCAUCAUCGUUUUCAUACACUCGACCUAGUGCUAUCAGAUUGAAACAUUUACCAAUUGGUACUGUCCAAUUUGAAACAAUUAUAGAAAAGGAUUUGAUGGGUAACGUGGUAGAAGAUACGAAUGGUGUUCAACGAGGUUUAAUCGGGUAUACGAAAGAUAAUCAACAAAACGUAAUCAUGUUUUUUUCUAAGGAUUGUGAUCCUAAAAAUAUUCCAAAAGUUGGUGAUAAGGUUCACUUUAGUAUUUGUCAAGUUAAACGAAACAAAGAAUUAGUUGCCGUUGAUAUAUCAAUGGUGAAUGCUGCUGGUGAAAAAAUACAAAAUGGAAAUAAAAAAGUGAGUGGUCAAACUUAUCAAGGUUUUAUAGCAGCUCUCAAAGAUGGAUUUGGAUUUAUUGAGACAGUCAAUCAUGAUAAAGAGAUAUUUUUUCAUUUCAGUAAUUUUGAAGGCGAUACUGGGAACUUAGAAUUAGGAGCCGACAUUGAAUGUAUAGUAAGUUCUAACAACAGUAGAGGUUCGGGUGGAUGUAUUGCUGCUGAUUAUGUCAAGCUCGUAACUCGUGGAAGUAUUCCCAGGCCUACAGCAGUCAGUGAACUACUCGACGGAGUUGUAAUACGACCUUUGCGUAGCGCAAAUCCCGAACAGAGUGAAUAUGCUGGUUUAAUCAAAAUUAAUCCAACAAAUGAGGAAGAAGAAACUCAAGAAUAUGAAUUCGGUAUAAUGGGACUUGUCAACAAGCGUGAAUUAUUGCAGAUAGGUGAUCCUGUCCAAUUACAAGUUGAUUCUGCGGGUCAUGCUUGUAACAUAGUAGCUAUCAGGAAAAAAAGAAGGGCAACUGUUGAUGCAGUUAAAGGUCCAUUUGGUUUUCUUGCUUAUGAAGUCGACGAUGGUAAAAAGCUCUUUUUCCAUAUGAGCGAAGUUCGAGAUCACGCUACUUUACAACCAGGUGAUCAAGUGGAAUUUGCAUUGGUUACGAAUCAACGUACUGGUAAAUCAUCAGCCUGCAAUGUAACUCGUCUAAGUGAUGCGGUUCAACAACGACCCGAGCGUUUAAUCAGCCGAUUACGUACUAUUUCAUUGGAAGAUACGGGUCCGAAAUUAACUGUAAUACGACAACCUAAAGGCCCGGAUGGUACACGCGGGUUCAAACAAGAAAGAUUACCACACAUCCCUGGUAACAUCGAGGAAUAAAAUGUCAUAAAGAGCGUAAUUAUUGCGCUCAUACAAAAUUGUAAUCUACCAUUAACUUGUUUUUAAUUCACACAAACAAAACAAAACAAAAACAAAACACGUACACACACGUACACGCAUAUUCCGAUACAGAGAUUAUUAUUAUAAGCAUGAUCUUACAAAACAUUUGCCAAAUCGAGACUAAUGUGACAACAAUAAUCAUUAACAAUAAUAAUCAGUGAAAUGAGAAGAUGGUAAUGAUGAUGAUGAUGAUGAUGAUCUUUUCGACAGAUGGAAAGCAUAUUGAGAAAAAAAACAAAAGCAAAAAAAAAAUAAUAAAACAACGAGUCAUAUUAACGUGUUAAAAAAAAAAAAAAAUAUGAAAGGAAGGAGUAACUAUGAUGAACGACGAUAUAAUUAUAUGCCCGAUCUUUAAUUAGUGUAAGAAAAAUCCAUUUGAAAAAAAAAAGAAAGAAAAAAAAAUUAGUUUACGUUUUUCAUUCUUCAAUUCAUUUUUUCGACGCUUUUUAGCAUUUUUCCGUAAAAAGAAAAAAAAAACAAAACGUCCUUAUAAUUAAACAAUUAUCACCCUACACAACCCCCGUUUAAGUUUGACCUGUAAAACUUAUAUUUUAAUAACGGCGUGUGUUUAAUUGGUACAAAUGAUACAAAUCUCACGUGGAAAAUAAAAAAAAAUAAAAAAAAGGGAGAGAGAGAACAAACAAACAAAAUUAAAAACUUUUGAUUACGAUAUUCCUAGGAAAGAUUAAUAAUUAAUUGAUUUAAGCAUGUGUUCUGUGAACAACACAACAACAUUGUACAGCCCGUGGUUUAAAAUGAUAUCGUAAAGAGAAAAGAAAAGACAAAAACAAAAGAAAAAAAGAAAAAAAAGAAUUCAAUACCGUGAUGAAAAAAAAAUAAUAUGAUGAUAAUGCAUUGGAUUACAAAAAAAAAAAAAAAGAAAACAAAAAAUUUGCUUGUUUCUGAUGUUCUUAGACACAAUUGUCCUGUCUGUCUUCUUCUUUAUAAAAAUAUACUUACAUGUUGAUACAAUCUUUUUAUUUA
This is a messenger RNA of Polistes dominula (European paper wasp), 3835 nucleotides long. It is a transcript of the gene Unr, whose product is annotated as cold shock domain-containing Unr. The record is from RefSeq and is a predicted model, not a curated record. NCBI's taxonomy places the organism in Eukaryota, Metazoa, Arthropoda, Insecta, Hymenoptera, Vespidae. Gene Ontology annotation, molecular function: nucleic acid binding.